Messenger RNA from Chaetura pelagica (chimney swift), 1404 nucleotides. RefSeq names its product glucagon receptor (gene GCGR). Gene Ontology annotation, biological process: adenylate cyclase-activating G protein-coupled receptor signaling pathway; cell surface receptor signaling pathway. Gene Ontology annotation, cellular component: plasma membrane. The record is from RefSeq and is a predicted model, not a curated record. Lineage: Eukaryota; Metazoa; Chordata; Aves; Apodiformes; Apodidae. The transcript has 14 exons. Gene Ontology annotation, molecular function: peptide hormone binding; glucagon receptor activity. Bases 1 to 1404 code for a protein of 467 amino acids.
AUGUCCCAGCCUCAUCUCCUCAGCAUCGUGUUGCUGCUGCUCCUCUGCUGCCAGAGCCCCUCUGCCCAGAUCACAGAUUUCCUCUUCGAGAGCUGGAAGGCAUACAGCGAGGAGUGCCACCGCAACAUGAGCCGCCUGCCUGCGCCCACGGAGCUGGUCUGUAACCGCACCUUCGACAAGUUCUCCUGCUGGCCCGACACGCUGCCCAACAGCACCGCCAGCGUCCCCUGCCCCUGGUUCCUGCCCUGGCACCAGAAAGUGAAGCACCGACACGUCUUCAAGACCUGCGGGCCGGACGGGCAGUGGGUGACAGGCCCCCAGGGACAGUCCCUGCGUGAUGCCACACAGUGUAAGCUUGAUGCCGAGGACCUGGAGGCACAGGAAAAAUUUGCCAAGACCUACGGCAGCUUCAAGGUGAUGUACACUGUGGGCUACUCGGUGUCACUGUGUGCGCUGCUCCUUGCCCUGGCCCUGCUGCUGGGCUUCAGCAAGCUGCACUGCAUGAGGAACUACAUCCACAUGAACCUCUUUGCCUCCUUCAUCCUGAAGGGUGUCUCCGUGCUGGUCAUUGACGCCCUGCUCAAGACCCACUACAGUGACAAGAUUGACGACUACAACGUGCACAUCUGGCUGAGCGAUGAGGCGUCUGGGGGCUCCGGGGCAGCCACCGUCUUCAUGCAGUACGGCAUCGUGGCCAACUACUGCUGGCUGCUGGUGGAGGGCAUCUACUUGCACAACCUCCUGGUGGUGGCUGUCUUCUCUGAGAGGAGCUACUUCACCCUCUACCUGUGCAUUGGCUGGGGGGCACCUGUGCUGUUCCUUAUCCCCUGGGUCAUCGUCAAGUUCCUCUACGAAAACAUCCAGUGCUGGACCACCAACAACAACAUGGGCAUCUGGUGGAUCCUUCGCUUCCCUGUGUUCCUGGCCAUCCUGAUCAACUUCUUCAUCUUCAUCCGCAUCAUCCAGAUCCUGGUCUCCAAGCUCCGAGCCCACCAGAUGCGCUACACUGACUACAAGUUCAGGCUGGCCAAGUCCACACUGACACUGAUCCCGCUGCUGGGCAUCCACGAGGUGGUUUUUGCCUUCAUCACAGACGAGCAUGCCCAGGGGACCCUCCGCUACGUUAAGCUCUUCUUCGACCUCUUCCUGAGCUCAUUCCAGGGGAUGCUGGUGGCCAUUCUGUACUGCUUUGUCAACAAGGAGGUGCAGGCGGAGCUGCUGAAGCGGUGGCAGCGCUGGAAGCUGGGGAAGGACCUGGCAGAGGAGUACAAGCACACCUACAGCCACGCACCCAGCGCCCGCAAUGGCGAAGCUUCAGAACCAGCCCCAAAGCUGACUGGCUCUCCCGUGGGCAUUGGGAAGAAGUACAGAGAGAAGGAAAUCAACACAAAAAUCUCAAAUUAA